Betta splendens (Siamese fighting fish) is the source of this 4321-nucleotide messenger RNA. It is a transcript of the gene oprd1a, whose product is annotated as opioid receptor, delta 1a. NCBI's taxonomy places the organism in Eukaryota, Metazoa, Chordata, Actinopteri, Anabantiformes, Osphronemidae. The transcript has 3 exons. Gene Ontology annotation, cellular component: membrane; neuron projection. Gene Ontology annotation, molecular function: G protein-coupled enkephalin receptor activity; neuropeptide binding. The record is from RefSeq and is a predicted model, not a curated record. Bases 350 to 1489 code for a protein of 379 amino acids. Gene Ontology annotation, biological process: neuropeptide signaling pathway; G protein-coupled opioid receptor signaling pathway.
UUUUCGCCGCUCGACCCUGGGAACAAAUGCGCGCGCGGCUUUCCCCGUCGCCCCGCUGACGUCCGCGCCCGCGGCCGUGCGCAUCGCUGACGUCGACGCGCGAGUAUUAAAGAGCGCACCCGGCGCGCCGAGGCGAGGAUGGCGAUAGUGAGCGCACGCAGCUGUAGCCCACGCGCGCACACUCCAGCACACGGGCGCCGCUGACCGCUCUUCAGGGGCCACUCUCCGCUCUUCUGUCAGACAAUAAACGGCAGCGUCGCUCACGGCGUCUCCUGCGUGUUUCAACACACUUUGCGCUCAGUUGCACUUUUUUUCAAUUGUGAGUAAGUUCUCGCCGCCAGUGCACAGCAUGGAGCCAUACACGGAGCCCGGACCCCAGCUUUCCCUGUCCGACCUCUACUCCGUCAUCCCGUUCAACGUGACUUUCCCCCCGGACGAGGAAGGCGGCUUCGUGGGCAACCGGCUGCAGAACCAGACCGGGCGACAGAGUCCGAUGAGGAGCGCCGGUGGGAUCAUCAUAGCCAUCUCCAUCACGGCGCUGUACUCCGUCAUUUGUGUGGUGGGACUCCUGGGCAACAUCCUCGUCAUGUACGGGGUGGUCAGAUACACCAAGAUGAAGACCGCCACCAACAUCUACAUCUUCAACCUGGCCAUCGCUGAUGCCUUGGCCACGAGCACGCUGCCCUUCCAGAGCGCCAAGUACCUCAUGAACACGUGGCCCUUUGGCGAAGUCCUGUGCAAGCUCAUCAUAGCCAUCGACUACUACAACAUGUUCACCAGCAUCUUCACCCUCACGAUGAUGAGCGUGGACCGCUACGUUGCCGUGUGCCACCCCGUCAGGGCCCUGGAGUUCCGGACGCCCGCCAAGGCCAAGCUGAUCAACGUGCUCAUCUGGGUGCUGUCCUCGGCCAUCGGGGUGCCCAUCAUGAUCAUGGCUGUCACCAAAGUGGUGGAUAAUGAUAAAACUGUUUGUAUGCUGAAGUUCCCUGAGCCCGACUGGUACUGGGACACAGUGACUAAGAUCUGCGUCUUCAUCUUUGCUUUUGUGGUUCCUGUAAUGGUCAUCACCAUCUGUUACAGCCUGAUGAUCCUGCGCCUAAGGAGCGUGCGGUUGCUCUCUGGCUCCAAGGAGAAAGACCGCAACAUGCGCCGCAUCACCCGCAUGGUCUUGGUGGUGGUCGCUGCCUUCAUCGUGUGCUGGACCCCCAUCCACAUCUUCAUCAUGGUGAAGACCAUGGUGGAGAUAGACAGCAGGAAUCCCUUUGUGAUAGCCAGCUGGCACCUGUGCAUCGCCCUGGGCUACACCAACAGCAGCCUCAACCCCGUCCUCUACGCGUUUCUGGACGAAAACUUCAAGCGGUGCUUCAGGGAUUUCUGCCUCCCCUGUCGCCCAAGCGGCGAGCGCGACGGCCUGGCCAGAGGCCGCAACACCACCAGGGAGCCUAUGUCCGUGUGCGCUCCCACGGAGGCUGGGAAGAAGCCGGCAUGACUAGGCAUGGACUGGGUCCCCCGCAGCUCUCGCUCGAGGAGGAUCCAACAAGACUUGCAGUCGGAAGUCACUCAGAUCUCCACCACAGAGUUUUAGGAGCUAAUAUGAGCUAGAAGCUAUUUUAAAGGGACUUUCAGAGGAAGAACCUCGGAUGAUGGGAUAUCAUUUUCACUGGUCUUAGCGUAAGGCCUCAUUCUGCUGUCAGUCAAAUGCAGUUGACUGGGAAAAAGUGUUUCCAGAGACAAACUCGAAUGGGAGGACAGAGCACAUCACUGAGACAGAACUCAUCGGAGCAGUAAUGGAGUCACUCUAACGUCAGGAUGAAUAAUGUGCCGAGUGAAACUGUGGCCUUUUUUUAAUCACACUUUCACUUUCUCAUACAGUCAAAGAAACAAAUGUGACUUCAAUGUAAGGGUUGAAAAGCUUUUCAUUUACAUCAACACGGAACACGAAAAGCUUACAAAGCAGCAGUGGACUUUGACAUCAAACGCUGGAUGAUGAAUUGCACACAACAAGGACAAGUCACGAAGCUCGUGCCUGUUUUUGUGCGGUGAUCAAGCGAUCCUUUCGCUGGGAAAGUCGUUACCAACUUGACUGCCUUUAAAACUAAAGAAACUUCUAGCCUGGUGUUGCAUGAAUCACAGGCAGUUUGUGUAAAAAAAACACCACGACCCAGAGCUGCAUCAGACACCUGAUGAACAUAUUUUGUGCUCGUCUGCUUGACUUACAUGUUACGGUGUCGGACAUUUUCCCCUCUGCAGGCGUAUUGCUUUACAUCAUCACAUAUAAAGUAGAGAAGCCCAGUUUGACAUCGACAGGCAAAGAGGAGAUUAUGGGCCUGCGGUUUAAAGGAGCAACCUUUGGUUGUGAUGGAAUGAGGACAAGGCAACAGAUGGAACUGCAAAUUAUUCUGGGUAAUUUGUUUACUCCAAUGGGCCUGACACCAUUUAAAGGAGGGAUUGACUGAUGAUAUGAUGGGAAAUAAAUGAUGACUUUAAAUGUUUACAAUGGAGGCAUGAAGCAGGUGGUAUUUUAGAGUUGACGUAUGACGUAUGAGAAUCUGUAGAUAUCAUAAACCUUGUGAAUAAAAGACAAUGACAUCAUCCCCAGUUAAAAUACCUACAAUGAUUUACCUGGAUUUCAAUACAUCAUCAUUCCAGGGCCUGGAAACAUGUUUCUGCUUUAUCCACACAGACUGUUAACUGACGACACGGCCAACAAUGUUUCUGUCGCAACGUUUUGUCAGUAAACGCGAACAUUGCUGCAUAUUUUCUCACUGCGACAGAGGUGAGGAUUCCGCUGUCCUGUAGCUCUGUCUCUCUCUCUCUCUCUCUCUCUCUCUCUCUCUCUCUGCUUUGUUUUUAUCCAGCGCUGUCACGUGUGCAGAACGACCCUAAAGUUGGGCCAGGACUGCUCUAGUGUUGUUCAUAUAAACUAAAUGGUACAAAUAGCUCUAAUUAAUGCACCCGCAUUAUGAAGUUAACGGCCCGUGAAUCCAUCUUUGCAUGGAACUUCGUUUUAUCCAGUGAUUCAGAUUUUCAUCACACAAAGUAACUCAGCCUCGCUUUUAGGAUUACAUUUAAAUAAUAAAGUGUUGUCACCGUGGUACUUUUGCAUCUGACUUAGAUCAGUAAUAUUAUAUUACAGAUAAAUGUUAAUCGUCAUCAUCGCUGUUACCUCAUGAUAAAUAUGAUAUUCAGUUUCUCAAUAAUUCAAUUCAAAGCCCCACUAGCUGGUACCUACUGACCUGUAAAGGUACAGCAUGUGAUGCCGUACACAGUAUUUAUCCCUGUACUGGUCUAGAAAGUAGCAGAGGAACAUAAUAACAGGAGGUCAUCAACCUUCAAAGAUCCCUGCCCCCACCUGAAAUAUGGCAGGUUGCGUGCUGGGUCAGUAGGUCACACUGAGUGGAUAUGACUCAUGCGAACGUGCCAUGGUGUCACACUGCUAAUAGUAAAAAAAUGAUAUACAGAAAACAAGGACGUGAGUGACUGGACGGCGAUGCUGCUGGUUCCAGGCAGGUACAGUGAAUUCUCCACACAUUUGACUGCACAGCUAAAAAGAUGAUCUUAAUUAGGAGCAACCUGAGACGUGUAUUCAUUACUGCGAACCUGUGACAGCGACAGUGUAAUUCUGUGCGUACAAGGUUUUAUCAAACCAUGAACAUGUGACAUGACAUCACUCGUCGACUUCAGACAAAGACAGUAUAUGAAGACUGAAGCUCUUACUUACUUACUUGUCUGAUGAUGUCUGUUUUACCUGAAAGGCAAUCCUUCAUUGGGAAAAUGUCUGAUUUGUGCUUUACAUUUCAAAUAACCCAGGGCAUACUGUGCUUAGAAACAGGAAAUGUUGAGUAUUUGCCUCCCGAAUGAACUGUAGCCUGCUGUAAAAUGAAUUCUGAGUGAGAUGGUUGAUAAGCUGGGUGAUUAAGGUGAUGUAGCAGCACCGAAGCUCUGUGUCGUGUUUGAGGUCCUGUGGAUUUUACUCUCUUCAAUUUUUUAGUUCAACUCUCACAUUUCUUACUUGAUCCUCCAUUUACUUGUUUGAUUUUUGAUACACAGCUGCUGCCGCGCACUGUAAAUUGUCUAUUGAACAUCUUGUGUCGAUAUGAAUACUUUUGUGUAUGAUGCUUAACGUUUGUGUAACCACUGACUGCAAUUUAGUGUGUGAAGCAGUUUUGCUGAUGCAACUUGAUGCUGUACAAGUUCUUUAACGACGUUAACGCUUCUUUGCUUCUUCCUGUGGAUUUGCUAUUUAAAACACUUUGGAGGCUGUAACUGUAUUUCGAGCUGAACUAAAACUGAUGGUGAAAAUAAAAAACGAUAAAAUCAA